AUGACUGCUGAACCGAUAGUAUUUCCGUCACUUGCCUGGUUCGAAGAACUGCGACGCCUGGUCAACGAUGACUCCGCAUACCGGCAGUUUGGCACUGUUGACGCGUCCAUGGGCGUCAAGAUUGGCGAUGGAGUGUUUGUGCUUGCCUUCGAGGCAUUCGAAUGCACUUCGGUACGGUCGGGGAGCGAGUACGACCUGAUCAACGUGGACUUCUUCAUCGAGAUGGAGCCCGCCUCCUGGAGGGCCAUGCUGGAGAGCAUCAAGUGCAACGGCGGAGCGGAGGCGGGUCAGACGCUGGUCAGCCUGGACAUGCUGAACGAGAUCUCCAACAACGCCACGGGAGACCAGCUCCGGGCGGACAUGUUCUUCCGCUACAACCAGAGCCUGCAGCACUUUUUUGACCUGUCGGCCAAUCUCAACACGGUGUUCGCUGACUGA
Messenger RNA from Geodia barretti, 438 nucleotides. The record is from the annotation of a GenBank genome assembly. NCBI's taxonomy places the organism in Eukaryota, Metazoa, Porifera, Demospongiae, Tetractinellida, Geodiidae.